AUGGCAGCACUAGGGAAUCCCGACGAGGAGCGCCUCGAUGAGCAGGCUCCUUUGCUCGGCUACGAGCGAGCGGGUGACCACCGCACACCAGCGCACCAAGGGCACGAGAAGACGGCCCGCCGGUUGUAUCUGUCGCAUUUCCUGUCGACAUGGAACUCGCGCGUCUUUGAGUUCGGCGCCGUCAUCUACCUGGCCACGAUCUUUCCAGACACGUUGAUGCCCAUGUCAGUGUAUGCCUUCAUCCGUGGGCUUUCCGCCAUCGUCUUUGCCCCGGCCAUCGGCCAGUUCAUAGAUACGGGGGAUCGCUUGCGCGUGGUACGCAUCUCCAUUGUCUUCCAGCGCAUCGCCGUGGCCAUCUCCUGCGCCGCCUUCUACGUCCUGGUGCUCGGGCUGCCCCUGGGUCGCGCUGGCGAAGCGGGUGUGCUCGUGGUCCUCUCUCUCUUUGCAUGCGUCGAAAAGAUCUGCUCCAUCAUGAACAUGGUGGCAGUGGAGAAGGAUUGGGUCGUCGUCGUGGCAGACGGCGAUCAGGAUGGCAUGAUGCAGAUGAACUCACAGAUGCGUCGCAUCGAUCUGUUCUGCAAGCUGCUCGGGCCCUUGUUCAUUGCCAUGAUCGAAGGUGUCUCGGUGCAGCUGGCUCUCGUCGUCAACUUUGCCAUGAACAUUGCGUCCGUGGUGGCCGAGUACUAUGCCAUAGCACGGGUGUACAAUGAUGUUCCAGCACUCCGGGAGCCGAAGCAGGCCUCAGGAGGAGAAUCGACAGACGCAGGGUCUUCGGGAGACUCGCAAACCCGCCUUGGGUCUUUGCUAGGCUACCUGCCACGCAUGGCGAAGCAGUCUUUCGCCGACUUUCGCCUCUACUUUCGCCAUCGCGCAUUCCUGCCGUCGAUCGCGGGCGCCUUUCUCUACCUGACCGUCCUCAACUUUGCCGGCCAGAUGAUCACGUAUCUGCUGUAUACCGGAUUCACCGCCACGAUUAUCAGUCUCGCGAGAACGCUGGGUGUGGCGUUCGAGGUCUUGGCCACAUGGGCGGCCCCUUGGUUGAUGGGACGCAUCGGGCCGGUCAGGGCCGGCUUGUGGAUGAGCAUCGCCCAAGUUACCAUGCUCGUCGCAGGCUUUGCCGUCUUUUGGGUCUUCGAGGCUGAGCGACCUCUUCUCUCGACAGCGGGCCUUGUCGGCGGAACGAUCUUGAGCCGACUGGGCCUGCGAGGCUUCGACAUGUGCACGCAGAUUAUCGUGCAAGAGGAUGUCGAGCCCGCGAGUCGCGGCGUGUUUUCCACGGUCGAGGCGGCGUGGCAAAAUGCCUUUGAGCUCCUCUCCUACAUCGCCACCAUCCUCUUCUUCCGCCCGGAGCAGUUCAGGUGGCCGUCUCUGCUCUCCGUCGCCGCCGUUGCAUCGGCGAGCGCGACGUACACGGUCUUUGUGUAUAUUCGCAGAGGUCACUUGCUGCAUCUUGAUGCGCUGGCCGGGCUCCUGGGCAGCCGAAAGGCGAGGCAGAGGCAGAGGGAGAGGGCGCUUGGUCGCAUCAUGGCGCGAUCUGAUCUGUAA
This is a messenger RNA of Verticillium nonalfalfae, 1545 nucleotides long. RefSeq lists its product as uncharacterized. Gene Ontology annotation, cellular component: membrane. The record is from RefSeq and is a predicted model, not a curated record. Gene Ontology annotation, biological process: iron ion transmembrane transport. The transcript is spliced from 3 exons. Gene Ontology annotation, molecular function: iron ion transmembrane transporter activity. NCBI's taxonomy places the organism in Eukaryota, Fungi, Ascomycota, Sordariomycetes, Glomerellales, Plectosphaerellaceae. Bases 1 to 1545 code for a protein of 514 amino acids.